Akanthomyces muscarius is the source of this 612-nucleotide messenger RNA. RefSeq lists its product as uncharacterized. The record is from RefSeq and is a predicted model, not a curated record. Bases 1 to 612 code for a protein of 203 amino acids. Gene Ontology annotation, molecular function: acyltransferase activity, transferring groups other than amino-acyl groups. Lineage: Eukaryota; Fungi; Ascomycota; Sordariomycetes; Hypocreales; Cordycipitaceae. The transcript has a single exon.
AUGAACCCGCACCGCUCCGAACGCUUGGUCUACACCGCAUUCGAGGCGGACAAGCACGAUGCCUUUUUGUUUUCCAUGCACAAUGAUCCCGUCUCCUGGACAAAGUCUUGCUCUCAGAUCCAGCGCCCCAUGACGCGCGCAUUCCACGAAGGUAUUCUGCGCCACCACGGCAAUCAGCUUCUCUUUGUCGUCAUCAACAGAGUCGUCACGGGUGGUGCGCAGGAGGGGCACGGCAGCGCCGAACCAACUGAGAAGCUCGAGCCUGUGGGCAAAGUCGUGCUGGAUGCCUCGGACUCGACGUCGGUGCAGCACGGCAGCACGGAAAUCGGCAUCGGGAUCCACAGGGAUUUUCAGGGUAUGGGUUACGGCAAGGAGACGCUCAACUGGGUGCUUGACUGGGCGUUCAACUAUGCCAACCUGCACAGGGUCGGGCUUACUGUUUACGAGUGGAAUGACGGCGCCUACGCGCUGUACAAGAACGUCGGCUUUCGCGAAGAGGGUCGGAAGAGGGAGGCGCUUUACAAAACCGGCAGGCGUUGGGAUGAAAUUAUCAUGAGUAUGUUGGUGCAUGAGUGGCGGGCUCUGCGGGGAUUGGAUGGCGCUACGGCUUGA